AUGGAUUCAGCUGCAAUUCAGCCUGUCGGUCCAAACCCAACCGAGGACAUUAGUCACGAGGAAAAGAAAAAACUGCUCCAACAGCAGCUCGUCCUUCUUCUGCACGCCUAUAAAUGCGCCAACAAAUCCACUGUAAGUGCAUUAUCGAAUAAUUUUCUGUCUUCUAUUCGGUCUGACAGAUACCUCUCUUGUUUCUGGAGGUUAUGUAAAAAUGAGUGCAUAGUCGGUGCAGAAUGUGUUUCAAUGAAGCAACAAUUUCGAAUUUUCGCUUUGUUUCAGAACAACGAGAACGCGGAGGACCAACAGCGUCGUCAGGAGUGCACAUUGCAACACUGUGCCACGAUGAAAGUCCUCCUCAACCACAUGAAAACCUGCGGCGACGUUGCCUGUGCCGGUGAGUAUUUUCAGAGUUUGAUGAGGGAUUCCGCUAUUUCCAAAGGUGCCUAUGUUUUUACAAUGAUCGACGCAGAAGUUCAGCGAGAUCAGGAAGUUUUCUAGGGUAUCGUUUUUCUACUGGAAAACCUUUCGGUGUGCGCGCGAAAAUUCUUUGUGUGCAUAAUAUGUAUCUCCUGAGCAAAUUAUCCGAUCGGUCUGAAACUUGGACUCGAAAUACUUCAAUGGAACUAUGUAUAAAAAACCUGUUAAGUUUGCUUCUGAUCGAAAUAUUGCUAGCGGUCCGAAAAUCCAGCUCUGGAAGAAUCUUUAGAGGCCCGAGCUGACCAAACCAUUGUUCUGAAAAUAGAAAAGAGUAAAAUGAAACUUCUGAACGUUUUCAGUGCCACACUGCAGCUCUUCUCGCAAGAUCAUCGCUCACUGGAAACUCUGCUCGUCCAACGCUUAUUGCCCGAUUUGCUCUCCGAUUCGCGACGCUCAAAACGCCCAGCAGCCUGCCGGUACGAUAUCGUUGUUUUUAAUUUUAUUUCUGUAUCGAGCACAUUUUUAGACGCGCAAAACGCCGAAAGCCAUGCCCACGGACCGCCCCAGUAG
Molecule: messenger RNA, 987 nt
Organism: Caenorhabditis sp. 36 PRJEB53466
Lineage: Eukaryota; Metazoa; Nematoda; Chromadorea; Rhabditida; Rhabditidae
Source: the annotation of a GenBank genome assembly